This is a messenger RNA of Marchantia polymorpha subsp. ruderalis, 1795 nucleotides long. NCBI's taxonomy places the organism in Eukaryota, Viridiplantae, Streptophyta, Marchantiopsida, Marchantiales, Marchantiaceae. The record is from the annotation of a GenBank genome assembly.
AAAUACUGUCCGAUUCUAUUCCCAUCCCUUUCGUUAUUUUACUGCCCUCAGUUCGGUUUACACUUGUACGUCUUGUCUGAAGCUUGCGUCACUUGAGUCUAGAGCAAGAGCGCACAUUCACUUCGCAUCGAUCAUCGAUUUGAUCUUCGUGAGCGUUGCGGAACGAGACAGAAUGGGCAAAAUCGGUGCGGAUUUUUUGAUCGGCGUGGUGGGGGCGAUCGUACUUGCCCACGCGGCAUACGCGACCAUUAUAUAUCGCAGUGAAUUGAAAAUUAAGGAAGAAGAGUUCGUCCGACCUCCUCUCCAGGUUUUGGUGGAGGUGGCUGUCAGUCUUGGAUUGUGUUUUUGGGCUGCUUUAAGAGUGCCAGGAACCUUUCUUCCCAUAUUGCCCGACUCGAAGGAAAACAGGGUUGUAAUGCUUCAUUCAAACUUGGACUUCAUGGUCUUCAAUCAUCGGGGAAAACUUUUCCCUCCUGCGUUGGAAGUCAAGUUCUAGACUCAGAACACACGACACAUAGGAUCUAGAGCCGAAGUCUUCACUGUGUUAACAUACGGAACAGGAGGCUAAAAUGUUCAUAAAGGUUGCAUUGCGAGGAUCAAUACUCGUAAGUGCAAUUUUCGCCUCGAAAGAUGCGUAUGCGGUUGUUCUGAAGGAUAUGUACUGUAUUCGUUCUUUCUUCGUCUGCAGGUUUUGAAGGAAGUCCUUGACAGAAGAUGAUAUGUUGAGCGAUUAUAAACUCAAAUCGCAUCAUCGAGGAAUUGCAUUGUUAUCACCAAAUUAUCGGGAGGUGGAUGAUACGGAGUAAAGCUCCUGAGCUGAUAUUACGAUUUUGGCUUCGCGUGUUCGACAUAAAAGUGAUGAGGCAUCCGACAUUGUGGGGGUGAGGAAAUCUAAUGAGCUUGUUGUCAAGGAAGUCUUCUGUUUACAUUGUUCAUCAUAAUUUGUAGUCAGACAGAUCUAGUCAUGUUUAUGGAUCAAUGUUUGGCUAUUGAAACAGAAGCGGACGCACAUUCUUCCAUGGACCGAUUAUUGUUCUUUUGGUCAUGAAGUACCAGUUGACGCUACUUUUGGCCUCAAAGAUGCGUCCUUGGUAGUGGUAGAGUUUAUGAGUCCGAUCAUGGUCUCGCCUGAGCUUUUUAUGCAGAUCAACGAAGCCAGAUGUCCCUGCAUCAUUUGGUUCCAAGAAAAAUGUGUUUUUGUAUUACGUGUAGCAACAGCGAACCAAACUUUGGUUUUGAAGAAGACAGUUGUCCUUAUAAAGACAUGCUGUACCCAAACCAAGUAUACCGAUACCAAAACUUACGACGGAUGUUCUUAUGACAGAAAUAUUGAAAUUGCCUUCGAGAUGUGUGCGCAACUUAGGCACAUGCAAAGUAGAAAACAUAAAUUUGGGAGACCCUACACACGUGAAAGUGUAGUUCAGUUGUAUCAGCCGUCAUCGUUGUUGAGUGUUGUGCUCUCAUCAGUGUCCCAAGGCUACCCGCCGCCCAGUUUCACCGCCGAAAUCAAUCAGCCCAUUACUGUCAAUUGUGGCCUAUAAGAGAGUUGGCUCUCUGUGCUUAUCCGAUCAGCUAAAUUGCCGAUGAAAGUGAGCAGCUUGUUAUCCAGGCUUGAGCACGGGUCUAAAACAUUACCAUUUGGUUCAGUCAUUAGGUGAGUUACAAUUUUGCUUCUGAUCUCUGGCUUUGAAGUCAAGCCGUUUUGCUUGAUGCAAAAGGACUGGACACGUCAUGUAGUCGUUGACCUACAAACAUUGUAAUGGCCACUUCUUGUGAGUGGGAGUCGCAAGUAAGG